This is a messenger RNA of Cimex lectularius (bed bug), 1182 nucleotides long. RefSeq lists its product as uncharacterized. Gene Ontology annotation, cellular component: nucleus; DNA ligase IV complex. Bases 97 to 921 code for a protein of 274 amino acids. Gene Ontology annotation, molecular function: DNA end binding. Gene Ontology annotation, biological process: double-strand break repair via nonhomologous end joining. NCBI's taxonomy places the organism in Eukaryota, Metazoa, Arthropoda, Insecta, Hemiptera, Cimicidae. The record is from RefSeq and is a predicted model, not a curated record. The transcript is spliced from 6 exons.
UUUUUGAACCAGGUUACAAUCAAUUGUUAUAAUGUUUACUUAUUCAAAGACUGUUAAAAUUUAAAAUAUAUUUAAAGUAAGUAAUCUGUGACAAAAAUGAAACAGAUUUGUGUUAAAAACGGCCAGAGUUAUUACAUCCACAGUGAUCUGAGUGAUAAGAAAUUUUCAAUUGAUAUCACCGAUCUCAAAUCGAUUUGGAGGAAAAUUUUGAGUGAAGAUAGCCUCUUGAGUGAAUUCAAGGCGGUGAACCCACUGGUGCAGUCCAGCGAUGAGAAAAUCCUUGAGAGCGUAUCAUCCAUGCUGUCAGACAGCAAUUCUUGUGAUUUGAAAGAGGAAGGCAGUUCGUUGGUGCUUGACGUGAGCAAGAAAAUAGGACCAGUCAAAGUCAAGCUGAAAUUUCUACUCGAUAAGGGAACAAUGCAGGAUUUUUUCAGUGGAGUUAUGCUACCGAUGGUUGUACUUGUAAAUCAAUUGUCAGAACAGCAAAAGGUUUUAUGCUCAAUGCUCAAAAGCAAGGACUUGGAGUUGAAAGAAUACAAAAUGGAAGGUGCUGAUAUUUCAAGGCGUAAUGUUGAAACUGAUAACUUUAACGAAUCCGCUUUCCAGACUGAUUCUAUAGAGAGUUUUAAGAAAAAAAACUCUGAUAGUAUUGUCGAAACCAAGUUGGAGUUUAACGAUAAUAUUAAUAAACUUUUUACAGAGACAUACAGGAUGAUACAAAAACACAAAGACACCAAAAUAAAAGAGGAACCGGUUUUUGAAGAAGAAUCAACGGCACAUGAAACCGGACAGUCUAUAUUAGAUAAUUUGGUCACCAAUUAUGAUGAAGUAUGGAAGGAUGAAAAGAAAAGGUUGGUUCCCAUCGAGAAGAAUUGUGUUGCAAACAGGAUUAAAAAACCAAGGAAAAACUAUUUUUUAUAAAUUUGUAUUGUGUCAAGUAACCUACAAUAUGGUUUUUUUUAUUAUAUAUAUAUAUAUAUUUUUUUUUUUUUUGCAUCAGCAGUCAAAGUUUUACUCACGCUGGUCGUUUACGGCACCAUCCCUUUCAAUAAUUUCCCUAUUUCUUUUUUAAAAAUUAAUUUUUUAGUAUUAUUGUUGUGAUUUUAUAUUCUUAAGAUAAUUAAUACGUAAGGUAUUAUCGUUUUAAAAAUUGUAUUUUUCUAAAUUGUUAAAAUUUUUGCU